UAUUUCAAGUCAGUGUUAAUAAUUAGCGAUUAUGAGAGGGUCGUCGUAAUUCUUGCGAUCCGCAUCGUCCUCGGAACGUCGGUCGUGUGUCUCGCGACGAUCUCCAACGCCAUCAACAUGGCCGUCUUCGCGCGGCAAGGGUUGGACAGCUCCAUGAACCUGACCUUCUUCUCCCUGUCCGCGUGCAACCUCGUCUCGGCGUUGUUAAUCCUGUGGAUGAACGUCAACGCAUCGCUGGUCUUGUUCGGCGGAAACCUGCCCGCUGGACUCAACGACGUCGUCUACCUGACGGGCGGGUGGCCCACGGCCUGCAUCUUCAGGACCGCCAGCUGGAUCACCGCGUACAUCACGGCCGAGAGAUGCGCGUGCGUGGCGUUCCCGUUGACGGUCAAGCGCGUCAUCACGCCUUUCAGAACCGCCGGGGCGCUGGCUACGCUGGCCGCGGUGAAUGUCGCGGCUCUGGCACCCGUGUACGCCUCCGCUUACUUCGACCGGAAGUUCAACGCUGAAACGAACUCGACGUCCGUCGUGUUGGCAUUCGGCUCGAACCGGGACUUUAACGAAGGGGUCGCGUUUAUUCUCCACGCGUGUUUGAUAGCGACCUCCCUCGUCCUCCUGGCGGCGUUCACCUGUGCUUUGAUUGGACAGCUUGAACGGAGCUCGAGGUGGCGCAAGGAUACAUCGUUCAACGUGAAACAGGUCGAAACGAUGUCCGUUAAGCAAAAGAGAACCAUCGCCCUGGUCAUCGUCGUGGCCUGCGUGAUGAUCGCCUGCUACUCGCCCCUGGUGACGCUUUCGGUGGUGGAGAUUUUCGUCGACGACUUCAGAGAGUCGGGGACAUACGGCAACAUCUAUAAAAUCAGCUGGGCCGCUUCGUUUGUCCUCGGCGCGGUCAGCAGCAGUGUCAACAUACUGUUUUAUUAUAAGAUGAGUUCCAGGUACAGGGACGCGUUUCGAGAGCUUUUC
Lymnaea stagnalis (great pond snail) is the source of this 966-nucleotide messenger RNA. The record is from the annotation of a GenBank genome assembly. NCBI's taxonomy places the organism in Eukaryota, Metazoa, Mollusca, Gastropoda, Lymnaeidae.